AUGACCAUAAAAAAAGUGAUUAAGGGUGAUUUAGCACUUAAUUUCUAUUUUAUCUUGUUAGCCUGUCCUGCCAGUCUGUCCGUAAGGUUUCCCGCUAGAAAUAUUAUAGCUGACGACACAUUAAAGUCAAACGAGAAUGAUUCAGAACUGACAUGCUAUAGAAAAGUGGCACCCCUUCUGGAUAUUCUACUAAAAGACUUGAACUUGAACUUGCUAAAUGGUGAAACAACAUCUAAAGCUAGCAAGUCUAUUGCAAAAGACCAUGAAAAUAUCUACGGAAAUAACAUACCCUUAAAUCGAGGCUUCGGUCGUCGUAUCGAUCUUUUAUUAAUGAACAAAGCCAUUCUUAGUAGACUUCUUGAACUACCUCUUUCUGAAAAUGAUUCUAAAAAUGUUUAUACGCUUGGUAUGGACUGGGUCGGCCCACGUGGUUACAUGUUUGCUGUAAAGAAAAUCAAUGAUAUUUACAUAGCCAAACAUACCAACAACCUUUCCAUACCAGAAUAUCUACAUCAAUUGCCUUCGUUUAUAGCCACGCUCAAAAGCUUGUAUAUUUGGAAAAAUCAUCAUACCAAGUUACAAGAUACAAUCUUAAAAGGAGUGAUUGCAAAAGGAGACGACGACUUUUUUUAG
Messenger RNA from Phycomyces blakesleeanus NRRL 1555(-), 633 nucleotides. RefSeq lists its product as hypothetical. The transcript is spliced from 4 exons. Bases 1 to 633 code for a protein of 210 amino acids. The record is from RefSeq and is a predicted model, not a curated record. NCBI's taxonomy places the organism in Eukaryota, Fungi, Mucoromycota, Mucoromycetes, Mucorales, Phycomycetaceae.